Messenger RNA from Cylicostephanus goldi, 381 nucleotides. NCBI's taxonomy places the organism in Eukaryota, Metazoa, Nematoda, Chromadorea, Rhabditida, Strongylidae. The record is from the annotation of a GenBank genome assembly.
CUGGAUUUUGAUUCAAGCUGUUCUUUUCAGGCGCCCCAGGUUUCUCGGGGUCAGAGUGGUACUACUGGCGAUUCUGAGGACGUCCCCAUCGAGGUCGUUGAAGUUGAUGUUGAGAAUACUGGAGACGUACCGGAUGCCCCGUUAAAUGACUCUCUCGAUGCUGUUCUGCCAAAUACAGGUGCAUCGGCAGCACCGGAAAAUAAUCUGUGCGAUGUAAGCGACGAUGAGAUGGACCAAUUACCUCGAGCUCGUCCAAAUAAAGAAUUGGAUGAGCUUGUAAACUGUGAUGCUUUCCGUAAUGGAACCGGCCGAGAGUCAUCCAUUCCACCAGAGUCUCCUCCUCCAGGAGAAAGUUUCAUUUAUGAAGUGAUGACCAGCUAG